AUGGCUUCAUUAUUCGAAGACAAUCAAAAAGGUGAUAUGGAAGUGCCCGAGGACGAUUCAGAUCGGUUAACUUUCACUCCUCUGGGAUCUGGUCAAGAAGUGGGACGUUCAUGUCAUUAUUUAACAUUCAAAGGCAAAAAAAUCCUGUUGGAUUGCGGGAUUCAUCCGGGCAUGAGUGGAGUUGAUGCACUUCCUUUUGUUGACUUCGUAGAUUGUGAAGAGCUUGAUCUUUUAUUGGUAACGCAUUUUCAUUUGGAUCAUUGCGGUGCAGUACCAUGGCUUCUGGAGAAGACAGCAUUCCGUGGUCGUUGUUUCAUGACUCAUGCCACGAAGGCUAUAUAUCGUAUGCUUAUUGGCGAUUACCUCAAGGUAUCAAAAUAUGGUGGUGGAAGUGAUAAUCGACUGUUGUACUCAGAAGAGGAUCUGGAGAAAACAAUGGAAAAAAUUGAGGUGAUCGAUUUUCAUGAGCAAAAGGAAGUGAAUGGAAUCAAGUUUUGGUGUUACGUGGCAGGCCAUGUGCUUGGCGCAUGUAUGUUCAUGAUUGAAAUUGCUGGAAUUCGUGUUCUGUACACAGGAGAUUUUUCACGUCUCGAAGAUCGACAUUUAUGUGCUGCAGAAUUGCCGACGGUCUCACCGGAUGUUCUGAUUUGUGAAUCGACAUAUGGAACACAAGUGCAUGAAGGUCGUGAGGAACGUGAAAAGCGGUUUACGAGUACAGUGCACGAAAUUGUUGCUCGUGGUGGUCGGUGCUUGAUACCAGCGUUCGCACUUGGACGUGCACAAGAGUUGUUACUGAUUCUGGAUGAAUACUGGGAAGCACAUCCUGAACUGCAAGAUAUCCCAGUCUAUUACGCAAGUUCGUUGGCUAAGAAAUGUAUGGCUGUAUAUCAGACGUUCGUGAGUGGCAUGAACAGUCGUAUCCAGAAGCAAAUUGCCCUCAAUAAUCCAUUCGUCUUCAAGCAUGUCUCAAAUCUGAAAAGUAUCGAGCAUUUCGAAGAUGUGGGUCCAUGUGUGGUGCUGGCAUCACCGGGAAUGUUACAAAAUGGUCUUAGUCGCGAACUGUUCGAGAAUUGGUGCACUGAUUCAAAGAACGGUUGUAUUAUUGCUGGUUAUUGUGUUGAGGGUACUCUUGCCAAGCACAUUUUAUCAGAACCAGAAGAAAUUAUUACAAUGAAUGGUCAAAAAUUGGCAAUGCGAUUGCAGGUGGCGUACAUAAGCUUUUCGGCGCAUACGGAUUACGCACAAACAUCGAAUUUUGUUCGAAGUUUACAUUCGCCACAUCUGAUAUUGGUUCACGGUGAAAUUAACGAAAUGAAUCGGUUAAAAGCGGCAAUCGUACGACAGUACGAAGAUGAUGCUGAUCUCCAUAUUGAGGUUCAUAACCCACGAAAUACCGAAUCGAUUGAGUUGCAUUUCCGUGGUGAAAAAACUGCCAAGGUGGUUGGAAAAAUGGCGAUAAAUGCACCGAAGGAUGGUGAAUUGUUGAGCGGUGUUUUGGUGAGACGAAAUUUCAAUUAUCAUUUGAUGAAAGCGGAUGAUCUGAGUGCUUAUACGGAUCUUUCAAAUAGCGUUCUGACCCAAAAGGAAAGUGUUCAUUAUAGUGGAACUAUGUCACUGUUGCUACAUAAUCUACAGCAAAUUUGUGGUGAUGUAGAGUUUAUCGAAUUGGAUAUGAAAGAUGGUACGCAACCAUCUCAUCUCAUCCAGAUGUUCAGUGGUCAUGUCCGGGUGAAUAUGUAUUAUGCACAGCAAGUAGCCGUUAUCGAAUGGACUUGUAAUCCAGUGAACGACAUGUUUGCUGAUGCUACUUUAGCAGCGAUUUUACAUGCGCAUACGAAUCCGAUUCCUGAUAAACAACUGAACAAAUGGAACAGUGAAAUCGAUCUGAUGGGAUCAAUUCGUAAGACUUUGUUUGAAGUAUGUGGUGAUGAAGCAGUGGUUCAUAUCGUUAAUGGUUCAAUCCAGAUUGAAGUGGACGGGAAACAGGCAUCGAUUGAUAUUGAAACUAUGGCGAUAACGUGUAGUGAUCAGUUGCUGUAUCACCUCCUCUCAUCGAUCACUCAAAAAAUAAUUUAUGCACUAACACCGGUUUGCAGUGCUAACACCAGCACUAGUAAUCACAGUGGUGGUAAUAUUAAUGUAAAGAAUGAAGUUUCAAAAUGA
Molecule: messenger RNA, 2163 nt
Organism: Anisakis simplex (herring worm)
Lineage: Eukaryota; Metazoa; Nematoda; Chromadorea; Rhabditida; Anisakidae
Source: the annotation of a GenBank genome assembly